AUGGCUCGCAAGCAUCUGGUGCAUGUGCUUGCGUCACUGAACCCCGAGGUCCGAACUCGAGGCAUCCUCUCCACUUACUCCGACUUGGGCCCCUUCGAACCAGAAGCUUUAUUGAGUCGACCUGAACGAGUACACUUUACCCUAUCUCAGGCACUCCACGGAGCUUUCUCGAGGAUGUAUUGGGAAAAGAGGGCUUGGGAUCAACAUCCAAAUCCUUCUUAUCAUAGCGCAACUUCAGUCCGCCGACGCGCUCGAUAUAACUCCCUUCUCGCUCCAGGAGGAGCAUCGUUUAUCUGCGCCCACCCGUCAUUGACUACUAGAGUAUCAAGCGCGGUCUGGUCCUGUAUGCUCCGACGCCACCUGGACACGCCAGUGUACGACGACUCCCGCUCCCCCCUAACGUGCUCUCACUGCGGCCGUGCAAUGGACGCGCGCGGAGACCACGCCGCCAAUUGCAAGCAUGGGUACGGCGUCGUACAUCGCCACAAUAUUGUCAGAAACACUCUUGCCCGAUUUGCGUUCCGAGCAGCAGGCCUGGCCUGCGACCGUGAGGUCCCGUUCCUCACACCAGGGACUGCACAUCGCCCUGCAGAUAUCCUUGUGCAACCGGCCCCGCCACCCGCCGGAGCACUUCCCGACCGCCCGACCGCCUAUGAUGUCACGAUUCGAAACCCGUAUACAGCCGCCAACCUUUCUCUCGCUGCUCGGUCCGUAGCCGGCGCCGCUGAUGCCGCGCACACGAGCAAAUUGCAGACCCACCAACGCAUCAUCCGUGCUGCUAUGCAUCUCGAGUCUGCUGCGCCGCUUCCCGUGCUUGACUGGCAUUUCAUGCCACUCGCGUUUGAUACGCUCGGCGCGUGGAGCGCGCAAACUACAGCUGUCCUUGAAGACGUCGCGCAUAAGAUUGCUACUCGCACUGGGACUACAUAUGGCAUCGCCAAAACGCGCCUCGCGCAACGCCUCAGCUAUGCAAUUUGGUCCAGUGUCGCCUCGGCGACGCUUGCCCGCAUGCCGCUUCAUGGGACGGCUCCUCCCUGUACUGCACAAGUGUAA
Messenger RNA from Chondrus crispus (carragheen), 1053 nucleotides. RefSeq lists its product as hypothetical. The record is from RefSeq and is a predicted model, not a curated record. Lineage: Eukaryota; Rhodophyta; Florideophyceae; Gigartinales; Gigartinaceae. The transcript has a single exon. The coding region runs from base 1 to 1053 and encodes 350 amino acids.